AGAAGGGGGGAGGGGAGAGCCAAAGCGGGGAACGAAGGAGGAAAGCAGGAAACCAGACUCCUCAGUGACAAGUGAGUGAGCAGUGAGUGAGAGUGAGUGACAAGUGAGUGAGAAGUGAGUCGGAGCGUGUUUUACCGCACCCACUCACUGCUCCCGGGUAGUUGACAGCAGUCGCGGUACCACAGAAACAUCGCUGGCAAGGGGAGCGCGAGAGAGAGAGUCUCAUCUCGCAGGGGGUGAGAUGAGUAAGUGGGAGAGGUGAAGUCGACGGAUUGGAAUGAGUCUAGAGUGAGUAUUCCCGGGGGAGGUCUUUUUUCCCUUCUUCUUCUUCUUCUUCUUCUUUUCCAGGGUCAGGUAGUUUAGUGGGUCGACAGUGAGGGAUUCUUUUAAAUAUAUUUAUUCCAUUUUUUUUUCCUUCUCUCGUUUUUAUUUUUAUUUUUUUAAAAUGGGUUUUCCCCAGCAGUAGAAGAGUGCUUUUAUGGUGGUGGGUUUUGAGGUUUAGGGGGUUUUGAGUUCGGUGAAACGGUGAAGUGGGGGGGUUGAUUGGCAGAGGGUGUGGGAUCACAUCCCUUUUUUGGUUGGGGAGGCUGAACGGGACGAGGUGAGAGCGAGAGAGUGGUGGUUUUUUUCACCUGGAUUGGACAAUUGGGCUUUGGCGGCGUGGGGAUCUUUCUGCAAAGAGGGGGGGCGGGGUGAACGUUGUCGGAAGCGGGAAUGAGUGGGGUCGUACGCGGGCGUAAAUGUGUAUGCGUUCUGUGGAAUGGUUGUGGGGUGGAGGGUUCCUGACGUUCCUGCUGCGGGUAGAUUGAGGGGCCGUGGUUCUUUUGCCGAGACCGGAUAAGUUUAUAUUCUUUCUUUGUAGAGGCGUAAGCGGGUUUGAGAAGAAGGAAAUAGUAAGAAGAUGCAGAGCACUGGACAAUAUGGAGUCUCUGACUCGCCACAAUUUCUAGUGGCGAGAGCGCCUCACAUAUUUUCCAUCUCGCAUGACAGUAUUUCUCUCUCCCCCCCAGCUGGCCAUGCGCACCAGGGACAUCACCCUCAUCAACACCACCUCCCUCACCACCUACAGGCCCCGCAUCACCUCUAUGGCGGGCACCUCUCUCACCAGCCACACCCUAGUUUGCAACAAAUUCACCAACCACAAUCUUCUCACGCAUCCCAUGCACAGCAUCUACAGCAUGCGCAACACCCACAGCAUUCACAACAUGCGCCGCAUUCACAGCACCCUGCGCAUCCGUUGCCUCAGCUGCAGCAGGCGCAGCAACAGCCAGCUUCUCAUGCAUCCUCUUCCCACCAGGAUGUCCCUCAGCAACAGCUUCAGCAGGUGCAGCAGCAAGAAGAACAACAUAAGCAGCUGGUUAGGGAGCAACAGCAGGCGCAAGAGCAACAACAUGCCCAGGAGCAAAUGGUUCAGCAGUUAGGUUUGGGUGAUCCAGACUCACCGGAUGCUCCUUCACCAAUUGCGAGUCGUCCCUCGCCAACAAAUUACAGCAAACUUUUGCUAUCUGCCCAGCAAGAUGACGAGGGACUCGAGGAGGAGCGGGGGAAUUCUGGAGGGAAUCGGUGGCCCAGAGCCGAGACGCUUGCACUCAUUCAGAUUCGGUCCGACUUAGACGCUAACUUUCGGGAUUCUGGCGUGAAGGGUCCGUUGUGGGAAGAUGUUUCGCGAAAACUCGCGGAGAUGGGAUAUAACAGAAGUGGGAAGAAGUGUAAGGAGAAAUUCGAAAAUAUUCACAAAUACUAUAAGAAGUCGAAAGAUGGAAGGGCAGGGAGACAAGAUGGCAAAAGUUACCGUUUCUUUGCCCAGCUGGACGCAUUAUUUGGUGGCCAACAAACCUCGACGCAAGUAGAAACGGACACAGCUGCUGCCGUCCUACUUAUAGGAAACGCUCCCCCUCUAGGAAUAUCACCUACCGAUCAGGAUCUCAAUGUCUCCGUUCAAAGGGCAUCGGAAGUUAGUACAGGGGUAACUGUGUCUAAGUCGUCUGAUGAUGAUUACGAUGGACCUGGAAGUGGUUUGCGCGACAACCAAGAUAAGAAAAAGAAUAGGAAGAGGAAGCAGAUAGAAUCUGUGAAGUUUGGGACCCCCAAGCUUGACUUUUUUGAGACGUUAAUGAAGAACAUGAUUGAUAAGCAGGAAGCUAUGCAAAUGAGGUUCUUGGAAAUGAUAGAAAAAAUGGAGCAGGACAGGCAGGCGAAAGAGGACGCGUGGAGAAGGCAGGAGGUGGCCCGUUGGCAACGGGAACAUGAUCUUCGAGCUCAAGAGAAUGCCAUAGCUGCAGCGAGGGAUAGUGCAUUGAUAUCCUUCUUGCAGAAGGUAACUGGACAAAAUAUUCAGCUUUCGAACUUUAGUACUCCUCUUCCCACAGGGAUCCCACCUACUAGAGAGUCAGAAGAGUGAGCACCUUGCCUGGACCCUGCUGUGGAAGUACGCUACAGAAAAUGAAUAUCAUCGUGCUUGUGCUCAUCAUUUGCGAAGACAAUAGUUCGGAAGAAGGAUUUUCACGUCGGCGUAAACAUCGAACCAACACGGUUUCUUUGUUGAACACACGGCUACAGUGCAGUGAUUGCGAUGUCAAUGAGAUGAAUAUUGGUUCGAGGAAUUGUCCCGGUGCCGAUGAUCAUGUUAGGUAGAGAGGUCAAGCUUUGAGUUAAAUCUUUCGGCGCCGAAUGCGGGGUGUGUGCGGGUUUUACAUAGCGUGCCAAAAUGCGAUGGAGGCACAUGAUCCGGCUCUACAAGCCCAAGUUUUCAGCCUGUAAUGCCAGACGCCUUAAUUGUACAGGGGCGUUCCAUCGGUACUACUGGACUGGUUUGCGAUGGAGUUCACCAAUUAAAACAUUUGGUUGAGUCUUGUUGAUUGCGCAGAAGAACCUUACGCGAGAUGUACAGUCGGGAGAAUGUAACAUACCAAGUUAGCUUUUAGCAUGAAAUUAUAGGGCUUUGAGAUGGUUGGGUCAGAAAGGUUUAGGUGUUUCGUCAAUCAUAGAUUUGAACGAUACUGUCGCUGCUGGAUGGCAAUCCACCCGGGACGUGUUUCGGAAUGUUUUGAAAAUACCCCUUUUGUCUUUUUAUCUUC
Messenger RNA from Physcomitrium patens, 3077 nucleotides. Its product is annotated as trihelix transcription factor GTL1. NCBI's taxonomy places the organism in Eukaryota, Viridiplantae, Streptophyta, Bryopsida, Funariales, Funariaceae. The record is from RefSeq and is a predicted model, not a curated record.